UCUUCCUUCGUCACUUCCUCUCACGUUAUGAGAGAUCUGGCUUGCAAUUGUCGUCGGGCUCUUUUUGCAAAUUUCCAUUCCGUUUGCGUCCUUCCUAAUUUAUGAUCCGUAUCCGCAUAAACGCUCGCGCUUUUCGCGAACAAGUAAAUCCCGAAGGACGGACCUCUUGGGAUGACUUGAGGAAAAAUAGAGACGGAGCGGUUCUGUUUGUCAUUGAUGCCGAUAUGGAAGCAGAACGGCCCGAGGAUUGUGCAAGAUUUUAGAGAGGAAUAUCCUUGUCAUUGAUCCAGACGAGAGAGUAACUGAUACAAUUGCAAGUCAUCCAACUGCCCUUCGAGGUGUACGAUGGUCACUCGAAUGAAGCUUUGGUGGAAGAUCCUUCAUUCCGGCGACAAGAAUGGUAUCUUCGCGGGUUUGGCCGCGCACUCCGGCCAAAUCUCCGUGGGACUCUCCCAGGGAUACAGCGCGAUCCUGAUACCGAAACUCCUCGAGACAAACUUCGUGGACCAGUCACAGGCUUCGUGGAUCGCUUCCCUCGGUGUAAUCUCAAAUCCUCUCGGUGCCUUCGUCGCCGGAAUCUGCGCUGAAUGUUUCGGCCGCAAGUCCGCGAUCGCCCUGGCCACGGUACCGCAUACCGUUGGCUGGCUGCUGAUUGCGUUAUCAAGAAAUGUAUCAAUGCUGUACGUCGGCAGGUUCAUCAGCGGUAUCGGCACUGGCAUGGCCAACGGGUAUUAUCUCUACGUCAGCGAGGCGGCAGCGCCAAAUCAAAGAGCGUGGCUCGCGAGCUGUGGACCAGUUCUAGUCUCCCUAGGUGUCUUGAUUGUGUACACCUUAGGUACCAUCACGACGUGGCAAAAAGCGGCCGUUGUCAGCAUCGGACCCGCGAUUCUGUCACUUGCGUUGAUAUGGAUAAUACCGGAAACUCCCGCCUGGUUGGCUUCAAGGGGUCGAACGAAUGAGGCCAAGGAGGCUCUUCUGUGGCUGCGAGGAUCCGGAUUGGACGUCGACAGAGAGUAUCAAGAACUGUGCGAGACGAACGCGAAGCGGAAGGAAAAAAAGGAGAGCCUACUGCGGGCGUUACACAAGCCCAACGUGUGGAAACCGUUCGUGAUACUCUUCAUCUUUUUCGCGCUCCAACAACUGUCCGGCAUCUACGUGAUCCUGUUUUAUGCUGUGAACGUGCUCAAGGAUAUCGGCAUAGAUAUGAAUGAAUACGCGGCUAGCGUCGGCAUGGGUGUCAUCAGGCUGUUCGCGUCAAUCCUCGGCGCUGGACUGGCCAACAGCUUCGGCAGGAAGAUCCUGGCCUUCUUCAGCGGUUUUGGAAUGGCUAUCGCCGCCGUGGGAGUCGCCCUUUGUUUCAGGUUCGAACUUCCAUCGUGGAUGCCACUACUUUGCAUCGGGAUCCACGUGGGCACGUCCAUGAUCGGCUUCCUCACGUUACCGUGGGUCAUGACCUCGGAAUUGUACCCGUUGAGAUUUAGAGGCAGUCUUGGAGGUUUCACAACCAGCAUCGUGCAGAUAUUAACGUUCGCAACAAUCAAGACAUAUCCGGAUUUGAAGACUAUUGUCGGUCUGGAGUUCACUAUGUGGAUAUUCGGUGUGGCCGGCGUGCUGGGCGCGAUCUUCGCUCUAACGAUACUGCCGGAAACGCGGGGACGCAGCCUUGACGAUAUCGAGAUGAAGUUUUCCAGCAGGUCGAAUGACGACAGUUCGAUAUAUGCCGGCAAGAUCUUCUCCAACGUCUGGUCCCAACCGAAGGACAUCACCCUUCAGCGAUUCACGUCGAUCUCGGAAGAAAAGCAAUCAAAUAUCGCGGCGAACACGUAUGUCUACGACAACUUCUGCCUGGAACUCUCUCCGGAGAAACUGAAGAAAGAUAUCGAAGUUUCCGAGAAGAAAUUGUCUCGCGAAUCAACGAAUCGUAAUCGGCAUCGCGCUUGAUCACGUGCGCGUUUGAUACGAGAAAUUCC
Molecule: messenger RNA, 1970 nt
Organism: Trachymyrmex septentrionalis
Lineage: Eukaryota; Metazoa; Arthropoda; Insecta; Hymenoptera; Formicidae
Product: facilitated trehalose transporter Tret1-2 homolog
Exons: 6
Coding region: 346-1941 (531 amino acids)
Biological process (GO): transmembrane transport
Cellular component (GO): membrane
Molecular function (GO): transmembrane transporter activity
Source: RefSeq, a predicted model, not a curated record